AUGUCUGUCUUCGGGUUCUGCCCUGUAUCCUCGCUUCCUUUCCACAAGCUUAACAGGCUGAUAUACUUCAUCCAUGAUUUCUCAAUAAUUGAGUCAGUUGUUCUGUUAGCCAUGGCCCUUGACUGCUUUGUAGCAAUCCGAGAACCCCUGUGCUAUGUGACCAUUUUAACUACUGAUGUGAUCACUGGGAUUGGGUUGUCAAUAGCUGGAAGAGCCUUAGCCCUGGUAUUUCCGGCUUCCUUCCUUUUGAAGAGACUCCAAUAUCAUACAGUCAGUGUUCUUUCCUACCCCUUCUGCCUUCAUCAGGACCUCAUAAAGACAAAAGUGUCCAGCCAUCAUGUGAGCAGUAUCUAUGGCCACAUGGUGGUCAUCUGCUCCAUGGGACUUGAUUCAGUGCUUCUCCUCCUGUCCUAUCUCCUCAUCCUAAGCACAGUGUUGAGUAUAGUCUCCAAAGCAGAGAGAGUGAGAGCACACAGUACUUGCAUUUCCCACCUCUGUGCAGUGCUCAGCUUCUACACACCCAUAAUUGUGCUCUCUAUGAUCCACCACUAUGGGCAGAGUGUGUCUCCGGUUGUCCAUGUGCUCAUGGCCAAUGUAUACUUGCUGGUGCCACCUCUCAUGAACCCUAUUGUCUAUAGUGUAAAGACCAAGCAGAUUCAUGACAGAAUCCUCAAGAAAUUCAAGAACCAUGAAGUUUAA
Molecule: messenger RNA, 699 nt
Organism: Cavia porcellus (domestic guinea pig)
Lineage: Eukaryota; Metazoa; Chordata; Mammalia; Rodentia; Caviidae
Product: olfactory receptor 51G2-like
Exons: 1
Coding region: 1-699 (232 amino acids)
Biological process (GO): G protein-coupled receptor signaling pathway
Cellular component (GO): plasma membrane
Molecular function (GO): olfactory receptor activity
Source: RefSeq, a predicted model, not a curated record